Molecule: messenger RNA, 432 nt
Organism: Rubroshorea leprosula
Lineage: Eukaryota; Viridiplantae; Streptophyta; Magnoliopsida; Malvales; Dipterocarpaceae
Source: the annotation of a GenBank genome assembly
CGGUACACUUAAGUUCAAACUAAAAAAAAAAAACAAUGGAUUUCCGAUUGCAGAUCUGUUUCUGUUCUCCUUCUUCAUCAUGAACGACGAACGCCACACGCCGCACGCCACGAACCUACCGAACCCUUCUGCUUUGGUGAUUACCGGUGAUGAAGGUGGAGGCUAUGAUGAUGAUGAGAUGCUCAGCAAGGGAAUGGUGAAGAUGGAGGUGAAAGAAUGGAGGUGAUGGUGGCGAUGGUGGAUCUGCAAAAUGGAGAAAAAUCAAGUUUUUUUUUUUUGUUUUCUCUUUUUUUUUUUUUGGAUUGGCAGCCGCACCUCCUCCUUCUCCCUUUAAAAGAAGGAAACUAGGGUUUUCUUAAAUUUGAGUUUUGAUGGGCUGCUUAAUAUUGGGCUGGGCUUAUGGGUUUAUUUUAUUAAAUUUCACACUCAGCU